AUUUUCAGAGAAUAAAACACGUUUCCGCGUCUCUGGGCCAAUUUAUUCAGUGCAAAUCGCAGCCGAGAGGCAGCGCGUUCUGCAGAGAUGCGCGGCUGAGCACGGAGCGCUCCGGUGACUAAUUCCCCAUCAGGAACCGCACAAGUUGGACCAGGCGACGAGUCCGARGCUGUUUUUCUUUAUCCCCCCACCCCACCCCAUCUCCUUUUUGCUUUCUUCCUGUCUUUAUUUCCAUGUAGCCCAGUGCCGCAGCGGGGAGAUAAUCGGGCAGAGGGAGCAGUAACAGAGAGCAGACAGGAGGAGGGAGGGAGAGCGCAUGAUCACUCAGCCCCACAUCCAGGCACCCAUCAACUGGAGCAUUCAUAAUUGCGGUGGCGUCCACAUAUGGGAAUACAGCGAGGCGAGACCGUGAGCAAACCUGGUUCUGGUUCUGGAGGACACAAGCGGACCCGUGCGGAUAAAACACACGUAGAGGAGGAGCGGCCAGAAUCUGAUGGACUUCUGUUUGCAUCGAGAAGCCGAACACCAUCCAUCGGUAGGGAGCAGUUCUGGAGUCAGAAGUGACAACUAAUCCCCAUCAAAGCUGAAAACUCGGAUGAAAGUGUUGGCUCUAUAAAAAGUGAGAGCGCACUCCUACYCGCCGCCAUCCGCCUCAGCUUCCGGAGAGUUUACGGACGAAAUGUUGACGAGAGCCUGAGAGGACACCGGGUUUGGACUUUGAAGGAGACUUGUUGGGAAGAAUAGAGCAGAUGGUUUGGCACCACCUCCUUCCCUGUCAGCCCCACUUCAAAAAGGUGGAGGUCACAGGAUUCCAGCUCUGUGCAGCAAUUUAAUGAUAAAACCAUUCUUUGGGAAAAAAGACAAAUAAUCAUGUCCCUGACAAUGGCACCUGCAUGCAUACCUAAACUGUGGGCCUGGCUCUUCAUGGUYUUUCUGUGCCUAACAGGAUAUAAUGGCAUGCUUCAGUUUGCUGCAGCCACGAUACAAGGAUACAUUGAAGACACUGACAUGACGUGCCCAUCAGUAUGCAGGUGCGAUGAAGACUUUAUCUACUGCAAUGAUCGUGGACUGAGCUCGAUCCCAUCACUGCCUCCUUCGGCAUCUGUUCUCUACCUUCAGAACAACCACAUAAACAACCCAGGCCUUCCCACGUCCUUGGAGCGGCACCUUUCCGUCCGUGUUGUCUACCUCUAUGAUAAUGAACUGGAUGAAUUCCCCAUGCACUUGCCACCAUCCGUGCGUGAGCUGCAUUUGCAGGACAACAACAUCCGCACCAUUCCUCGUAGCACUCUGGCACGGAUGCCCUUGUUAGAAAAGCUCCAUUUGGACGACAACUCAAUUUCCACUGUCUCCAUUGAGGAUCAGGCUUUUGCGGACAACCCACGGCUCCGUUUGCUUUUUUUGUCACGCAACCAUUUGUCUAGUAUUCCCUCAGGCCUACCUGCCUCUCUGGAAGAACUUCGACUAGAUGAUAACCGUAUCUCUACUAUCCCAACCCAUGCCUUCCGUGGCCUCAGCUCACUUAGAUGUCUUGUUUUAGAUGGAAACCUUUUGGCAAACCAGCGCAUAGCAGACGACACAUUCUCCCGCCUUUCUAACCUGACUGAGUUGUCCUUGGUGCGCAACUCCCUCCAAACCCCUCCUGUCAACCUGCCCAGUGCUCAUUUACAGAGACUGUCUCUACAGGAUAAUGCCCUGACACAUAUGCCACGUGGAUCUUUAGAUGGGAUGCACCGACUGCAGAGGUUGGACCUGUCAGGAAAUAACCUGACAACACUACCAAGAGGACUCUUCAAAGACCUUGACAACCUUGGCCAGCUGCUGGUGCGUGGAAAUCCUUGGCACUGUGGCUGCAACUUGCGAUGGCUGUAUGACUGGCUGCGCAUUCGUGGUAACUCCAUCACGGUUAGAGGGCUCAUUUGCCAUGGGCCUGACCGUGUGCGAGACUUAGCUUUGAUUGACUUAACCAGUGAGAUGGAAGAAUGUGAGGUUUUAAGAAUAGCAGGGACUAAAGACAAAGGAGCUGUAGGUGGAGUUGAGAGCUCUACGACCAAUGCACCUCCACAGGGUUCUCUCUUUACCCUUCGCUCAAAGAGACCUGGUCUAGGGCUUCCCGACUCUGCCUUAGACUACACACUUAGCAGCAGCGGUGUGGGCAAAAGCUUAGCUCUAAAUGUAAAACCUUUGUCUCAUAACAGCGUGCGUGUUACUUGGAGUGUGGCUCAGCCAAGUUCCUCUUUUAGACUGAGUUGGCUCCGGCUUGGUACUGGGAACGCCAUGGGAUCAAUCACAGAGACCCUUGUUCGGGGUGAUCGUCGAGAAUAUUUGCUCACCUCCCUGCAACCCCGCUCUAGCUACAUUAUCUGCAUGGUGCCACUACCUGCCAGCUCAGAAAGCAAAGUCACAAUUUCUGGAGAUGCUGACUCGGAUGAAGCUGUAGUCUGUGCAAAAGCUGAAACAUCAGACCUCAGUCCACUGGAAGAGGAGGACCAAGACUCACGGCAGAUAACAACCCUACCCCUUGCAGGGAUUAUUGGUGGAGCUACCGCAACUGUUUCUCUGGCUCUUAUUUUUGGUGUCUUUUGUUGGUACGCACAUAGAACUGGCCAUUUAUGUUCCCGUGACCACUAUACUCGGAGUAAUUCAAGAAAAAAUAAAAAUUAUGACGAUUACAUUGAGUCUGGCACCAAGAAGGAUAAUACCAUUCUUGAGAUCCGUGGCCCAGGCUUCCAGAUGACUCCUAUGCCGGCAUGUCAGCCAGUACAGCCAAAACCAUUACGAGAGGAUUACAUCAUUCAUACAAUAUUUCCCUCCAAUGGCACUGGCAUAUACAAAGGAUCCAACCAUGUUUCCAAUGCUGGACAUGUCACCAACCGUGGCUACAGAGAAGGAGGAAUCCCAGAUAUAGACUACUGUUACACAUGAUGUAUUGUACCAGAUGCUGUUCGUAGUGUAAUUGGUAAACUGUAUAGAUGCACAAAUUCCCUUGGCAUGGACACUUCUGAAGCACCCCUCUGUGCCUUCUUCUUCUGGUCUCCCAUUCCAAAUGACCUACUGUUCAUUACACUGAAAGUACUGGAUGUGAAACUGAAACUGUGAGAACAGUUCACUGCAGGAGGCAUCAGCCAAUGCCCCAGGUGUAAAUGCACAGCAGAGUGUUUCUUCACCAUCUUAGUAAUGGCCUGUGUAUGAUUUCCUUUUUGCUCUUUCCCUGUGACAUGUAAGAAUGUAUCCUUUGUGGAAAGGUCAAACUUAGCGUGGGCGCAGGUAGAGUUCUUCUUUCACACACAGGAACCACAGCAGUUUGUUCAAAAUGGAUUUAUUAAGGAUGAGAAACAGACGUUUUCGGCACUGUUUUCCUUCCCACCGCUCACACACAGUAUGUUGUCUUAUUGACUCAUUGUUCCAAAUGCCUCAACUAUAUUGAUGUGCCCUACCAGCUAUCCAAGGAAAGGGCUUUGUAAAGCUGUGAAUUGUUCUAUUUCAAARGACCCAGUAACCACUUGUCUUAAAGUAAGUUUGUUUUGUCCUAAUUCAUCAGACGGCAGGAUUGAGCUCUUCUGAAGGCUGGUCAGUAGUGGUGAUACCUCUUCAGAUUGUUCUCCUAGAAUCAGUAUUACAUUAGGUUUUUGUUUGUUUGUUUUGUUUUGUUUUUUUUUUUUGUUUUUGCAGCAAACUUGUGUUCAUUUUUAACUUUGCUAUUGAACUGGGCUGUGUUUUGAAAAAUGCUUAGCUAUUUUUUUUUCAAUGGUUUGUUAAAUAAUGAAAUUCUGCACUGCUAUCUUUGUUUUAUUUGCCCUUUAUGGGAUGGGUUUUAUUUCUGCUUAAACUGAUUUGAAAAAAAAUGUGGACCCUCUUUUUUUUCUUUAGCCAUGAAACCCGGUGUUUGCUUGACAUUGUGGUAUUGUUUUAUCAAAUAACAACUGAAAAAAAGCAUUUUGAAUACUUCUUUGUUACACGKAUUGGAGUGAGUUCUGAAGUGAGACUAUUUGUACUACUUUGCAAUUUUCAAAUUGGCAGCAUCCAAAGACAAGCAUGUCCCACUGAUACAUUAAGCCAACCUCACCCACUUUUUUUUUCCUUUGUUGUGUCUAUGUGUUUCACAUGUGAGUUCAGUUGUUGACUUUUUUGUUGUUGUUGUUGUUGUAAAGCGUCUCCCUGAACUUUUGACAGAUUGGACAAAACCACUAAAGCGGAGCCUCCUACUGGAGGAUAACUCUUGUGUGUGACCUAGAAGAUGAGGCCAAGAACUGUGAGUGCAUUUGAGGAGACUCAAACCACAACACUGUUGACCUACACUGUGGGGCGGCAGCCAAGCUGAGUGGGCGGAUGGUGGGAGAGGAGAGUUGGGAUGGGAGGUGACUCAUCAGUGAUUGGUGUUCAUUGAUGUUUGUUUUAGCAACAGAAAAGGCCCCUGCUCAUUCCACCUCUUUUAUUACUGAGCAGCACUAAAAAUGUAAAUGUAUUAGCACUUAGCAGGGAAGAGGAAUAAAUGUAAUGACAGGGACGGGGAAUCAGAGGGUAAAGACACAUCCCCCUGUUCCAACAAAGACCCAGGAUUGAUGGCUCCUGCGUUGUUCAGUUCAACAAUGCAUAAAUCUGUUUGUCAUAUCUGGAUCCUACCCCUGGGUUUAAUAUUCUCCAUCAGUUGUUUAUCACUGUGUUGCUUCCAAAGGGGAAACCAAUUGUGCUUCCUUGACUGUUCUGUCCGGCAGAGUUUUACACUAGUGUCAGACAAUAUGUCAGUGGAAUGUAUAAUUUUACCUUGCACCCAUAAUUAUUGGCUUAAACAAAUUCUACUGGCCUGGCAAAUUCUGUUUUGGGGGGAAUAUUAGUAUAGUGUAAUUGUUAUUUUACAGUGUAUCUAAUAAAGAUGCAAACUUCUUCUUCAUUUGUAUAAAUAAAACCAUGGCCACAGCCACAUGAAUAUAUAUUUUUUUCUGGUGAGCUAAUAAAAGAAGAAUGGUGCCAUAAGUUUGCGUUGAAAAAGAAAAUGUAAACCUGAGCUAUGUGUUUAAUUUGCUUUAUAAAGUCAUCUUCAGAGGGGAUCAAUAAAAGUUUUAUAAUCUUGUUACAACUGA
This is a messenger RNA of Austrofundulus limnaeus, 5081 nucleotides long. It is a transcript of the gene flrt1a, whose product is annotated as fibronectin leucine rich transmembrane protein 1a. The record is from RefSeq and is a predicted model, not a curated record. Gene Ontology annotation, molecular function: protein binding. Bases 871 to 2925 code for a protein of 684 amino acids. Lineage: Eukaryota; Metazoa; Chordata; Actinopteri; Cyprinodontiformes; Rivulidae. The transcript is spliced from 3 exons.